Molecule: messenger RNA, 1669 nt
Organism: Papilio xuthus (Asian swallowtail)
Lineage: Eukaryota; Metazoa; Arthropoda; Insecta; Lepidoptera; Papilionidae
Exons: 1
Coding region: 475-708 (77 amino acids)
Source: RefSeq, a predicted model, not a curated record
GAAUUCAUUUGAAUUGUUGAGAAAUAACAAUAAUAAAUAUGAAAUUAAAACUAAACUUCAUAGUAUAAAUGACUCAGCGUUGAAGCAAUUAGUUUCGAAUAUAAUCAAAGAGAAACAAUAGGCGCUAAGAAUAGCGCGCACAUCCGAUUUAGCGUAUGUAUCGCGAGUAAAGGUCAGCGCAUUCGACACCCGGCUAGCGCAGCCUUGACCGCAAAACGGUUGCGCUCACCCGCAUUUCGAUCGUUUCCCAAUGCUGGGAAUCUAACUAAAACGAUUCAUAUUUCAUAAGAGCCGCUUCUUACGACACGCGACGGCCGCCGGCGGCGCGGUGCAGUGCGUUGCGGCUCCGAUAAGCAUUGCAUUGAACACACGAGUGUCGGACCGCGCGCCGACGGCACGGUAUCACUGCCGAAUCGAUGCGAAUACGACGUGCGUAACGCGAGCGCUUGAAAUACAAACAUGGUCUAAUCCAAAAUGGCAUUAUCUGGAGUGUCAACCCUGGCCACGUACGUCGCCGCGUGGCCGCCGCCCGGCCCGCUGCAUAGCUCCUUCCAGUUCCACCACCAGGGUUCAAACUUCGCCAUAUUCGUGAUAUUCUUCGCCCUGUGCAUGAUGGAGGUGGUAGUGCUGAAGAUAAUCACGGAGGAGCAGAGAGACCAGGGCUCAAGGAGUGUAACUUCCAUGUGGUUCGACAUGGAUGAAGACUGAAUGACGAAAGUGCUGUGUGUUGCAAGUGAACAUUAAAAUAUGUCACAAUCGACUCUCGUCGAUAACUUCUGCAACAAUUUCGUUAUAAGCAAAUAUGGAAAGUGUUAAACACGAAGGACUGAUGUAAAUAAUUAAUUGGUAAACAUGUUCGUGUAAAUGAGUACAAAAUUAUUAAUUUUAGGCAAAAUAAUUUAAGAUGGUAGUCAUUUUUGAAAUAAAAUAUAUUUUAAAAUUAAAAAAUUAUAAAAAAUUAUAAUUACAAAACUAAAAUAUUAUAAUGGGACACAAUGAAAACAAAAUAACAAUAUUAAAAUCAUGAGUAAUGCAAGGAAAAAACAGCUUAUAUCUUUUUUGUGCUGCUAUCCAGUCGUAAAUAAUUUUUUUCGUUACUUUUACAAUGGAACAUCAACAUAGUGUAUUAUCAUUAAAUUUCAAAUGAAUUUAAAGUUUAAUUGAAAUUUUUAUUUCAUAUUUUUUGUAAAACACAGUUUAAAAAUGUUUGCGUCUGUUUAACCUAAAACCUAUCCGCAUUUAAAUGUAUUUAUAAACAUACAUUUUAAAUGUAAACAAUCAAUUUCAUAAUAAAAUAAUAUUUACAUUAUUGUAAAUGAUAUUACCAAUAACUUUGUUUGAAAUAGAUAAUUAUAUUUUGUUAUUAAAUUGUUUAAUAUUUAAUUGUUUACGAAAACAUUGUUUGAAAUAUAUUUUGUACGUGAUGUUUUAUCUUUUUAUUUAAACUAGUGGUCACCCGUGACUUCGACAGCGCAGGAUUAAAAAUAAGUUACCUAAUAAUAUGCUGGCUUGCAUCAGCUGCUUUCCAGCCCAAGUCCCGUCAAAAUCGGUCCAGUUAUUCCGGAGAUUAUAGGGAAAAAACGCGGCCAUACAGACUUACAAACAGAAAAAAACUUUAUCAAAUUGGUUUAUCAAAUAUAUCAUGUGUACGAAAUAUGUUUUUUUUUUG